AAAUUUUAUGUAGCUAGUUUUCUGCUAUUUGGUUAAUAGUUUUAAUAAUGAAUUCGCUACGGAAUCGGGUCUUAAUUCAACUUACAGAAGGAAUGCGCCUGCGUCUCUUAUCGGAAUCGAUAGAUAAGAGCGGCAACCAACCAACCCAGCAACCCCAAGGACCCACGCCCCAGGGCGAGCCAUCAAAGGAUCCAAAAAAAAAGAAGCCGGAGAAUAUCUGUGGAAAACCUAUACAACCCACCGGUCCACGCUGCAAACCCAAUAAAUCCGACAAUUCCAAAUCCAAUGAAACGGAAGUCCCAAAGCCAAAUUGAAGCACAGUAUUUCAAAUUAAAAUUUAGGUUCAAGUAUGCCUUGGGAAUAACCUUAGCCCGUUUCGAGUUGAAAUUUUCUAGUUCAAUUUUUAGUUUCUCACACUUCGCUCUGGCAGACAGUUCACCAAAAAAAUAUAUAAAAAUAAAAUGUCAGGAGUAUUUUUGCAGUGUCGCAGAACUUUGGUGAUUCUUCGCCAAAACACGGCUGUGAAUAAUGAGAAGGGUAUCUUUUGCAAGAUCCUUGACAAUUACCAGAAAUUCCGAAAGGAUGUUAAGAACGAGGUGACCGAGGGAGAGGAACCAAAGAGGUCGUAGGCACAACCCUAGGAACUAGAAACUAACCCCGUUCCAAAUCAGAUCAUAUAAUGGCCAACAAAUUACCAUAUUGUUGCCGGGAGCCCAACAUGAAUCGGCGUCCGUUUUACGGGCAGAUCAUAAAACGGAACGCUCCCAGACAUUAUAAAGCCAUAAAGCAUCCAACUAAAAUCGGGCAAAAAUAGCUCGACUAUAGAAGACCAGACGGCAGUGAACAGACCCAAAAACAGACAAGUGAUAUAACUACAUUUCAAGGGACGGUUUACAAAGUCUUAACCCUUUGGGGAUGAGGAGUUGAAGAAAAGCCAGAUUGAUCAGAUAGAAAUAUGACAGAAACAGGGCUGACCACAGAAGAUGGAUUCACCUCCCAGUAGAUGGAGGAUUCCCGAUCUCAGCAGCAAACCCAUCACCUAAAUCAUCAUAAUAUUUCCAUAUGGGAGCUCUGUCCAAGUUCCAGAUGCACCAGAACGACUCGAUGACUUUGUAGUUCCAAUAAAUUCAAUACCCACCAGAGUGGGUGGUGGUUACGAUCGAAUGCA
Molecule: messenger RNA, 1168 nt
Organism: Drosophila serrata
Lineage: Eukaryota; Metazoa; Arthropoda; Insecta; Diptera; Drosophilidae
Source: RefSeq, a predicted model, not a curated record